This is a messenger RNA of Terrapene triunguis (Three-toed box turtle), 1761 nucleotides long. It is a transcript of the gene ACOT13, whose product is annotated as acyl-CoA thioesterase 13. Lineage: Eukaryota; Metazoa; Chordata; Testudines; Emydidae. The coding region runs from base 109 to 534 and encodes 141 amino acids. The record is from RefSeq and is a predicted model, not a curated record. The transcript is spliced from 3 exons. Gene Ontology annotation, molecular function: fatty acyl-CoA hydrolase activity.
AACUCACUAGGUGCUCCCGGUUCCAGGGGACUCUUCCCAGCUGGUAGGAGCAGGUGUCCCACGCCGGUCACUCUGCGGAAAAAGGACGUCGCAACCAGUCUUUAAACCAUGAGCUCCCUCACGAUCCACUCCUUCCGGGAGAUGAUGAACAGCCUGCUGAGCUCAUCCAACUUUGAUCGGGUGUUGAGUAAGAUGACAGUUCUUUCUGCAACUCCUGGAAAGGUUGUUUGUGAAAUGAAAAUAGAGGAGGAGCACACAAACAGAGGUGGCACGUUGCAUGGAGGUUUGACUGCCACACUGGUAGACGUAGUGUCAACAGCAGCAUUGUUGUACACAGAAAGAGGAAUGCCUGGGGUCAGUGUGGAUAUGAACAUUACAUACAUGUCUGCUGCUAAGAUUGGGGAAGAGAUAUUGAUCACUGCUCAGAUUUUGAAACAAGGAAGAAGGCUUGCCUUUGCCAGCGUGGAUGUAACAAACAAGGCAACAGGAAAGUUCGUAGCACAAGGCAGACAUACAAAAUACCUAGGACAUUAAUAUAAGAAAAUGAUAUCUGAAAAGGAAAGUUUGUGCUUAAGAAGCUAGCAUUGAUUUAUUUUUUCUAAUUUAAGCUGUAUCAAGUUACCACGAUCUGAAAGCAGUUAAAUGAUCUAUGUAAAAUGAGUUGGUCUCAGUCCCAUUCCUAGUGGACAAUUGUUCACACUGUAAUUGGCACCAAUUCUGAGCUUGUUGCAGUCUUGGUAGAGAGACCAAGGACUGAAGAGACAUGGAGACCAAUGUACUUUUUUUGAGCCUGAAGAUAAGGUCAAUGUUCAGGCUCACUGAUGGGACUGUGUGGGGAAGCUUUCUGCUCCCCAUUCUGUACCUCUCUCAUGAAAACAUGUUUCCAGUCUCCAGGGCUGUCAGUUCAUAACCUUUCAAAAACCAAAGCAACUAACCAACUGCAUUUUUUUGUCCUAUGCUAUAAAGUGAUAUUAAAGUAACAGGUGUUACAAGUGCAGUAUUGCUGUUUUAAAUUAUUAAUCUGAAAUAAGAAUAUUUUGCAAAUGGGAAAUGUAAUACAUUGAGAACAUAGGUAAGUCUUUAUAUUUGGCAAAUGCCUAACUGAUUAAAAAAUUCAAUAACUGUUCAAGAAGUACACAUUUAAUAAAAGCUCUCAUACUACUACAUUAAGUAAGCUCAUUCAGCCCAGAUGAAGAAACUCUUUUCUCUGUGGAAAGUUGUAUAGUUAUACUGUGCUAGAGCAGUGUUUCUCAUCCUCAGUGGCUCAUGACCUCUAGGGGUGGGAUUGUGCAUCACAAAAUGCAAUCAGGAGGGUUGUGAGGUGUUGAAAAUUUCACAACCAUUCUGAAGCAAAGAACAUUUCCAGAAUAACUUUAGGGGUAGCCAAAACCUUAAAGUGUAUGAGGUCAAGUAGUAGUAGUAGUAAUAUUAUAAUAGAGAGUUAUCACUGACAUUUUUUAUUCUUUAAUAUAAAAUGCAUGGGGGUCAACUUUUUCCAAAAUGACCAUUACCUCCUUUUUUUUUUAAAUUAAUGUAUGUAAAUAUGGCAUGGCUCUGUAUUUAAAAAGUUUGUCAUUCUUGCCAAGGCAAAUCGACCCAUCCAGUUCUUGCUUUUUAUAUACAGUAAAAUGGAAAAAAAUCUUUCCUAUUUUUGCCAUUUAAUUCAUUUAAAAAAUUUUUUUUUCCAGUCAUCAGUAUCUAUUUGAUUUACAGAACGAUCAUACACUAACCAUUUAGUGAAAAUAAAUUUAUUUUAAUGAA